Molecule: messenger RNA, 2592 nt
Organism: Ictalurus furcatus (blue catfish)
Lineage: Eukaryota; Metazoa; Chordata; Actinopteri; Siluriformes; Ictaluridae
Gene: mab21l2
Product: mab-21-like 2
Exons: 1
Coding region: 496-1575 (359 amino acids)
Source: RefSeq, a predicted model, not a curated record
GACACGCACACACACACACGCACGCGCACGCGUGAACACACACUCGUGCAGAGAUGACACACUGACACGCUGAGAUCCUCUGAGGCUUCUUCUGCUUCUUCAUUUGGUUUGUGGAGCAGCAGGAACACUUUACCACACUGCAUCUCUCCUGAAGGGCGCCGACCUCCUUCACACACCACAGGUGCAAAAACUUCUGCAUUUUUAUUUUUUGCUUCAAAGUUUUUUGGCCUCUGCUACACCUACACAAACACACACACAUACACACACACUAGGUGCACACACUUUGUAUUUUUUAUUUUCACUCAAUUUUUUCCGGUCUGACACCCAACUGGUUCAUUCGAGCUUUUUCUUUCUUUUUUUCUUUUUUCUUUUUUUAUUUUAUUGAUACUCCCCCCAAAAAUUUUUGGCACCUUUGGGAUCUGCCCAGUUAAAGCGUUGGAUCCGUCGGUGUACUGCGAUCCUCCUCCGGUGUUCGGCCCGGACCUCUGCCCCAACAUGAUCGCUGCUCAGGCGAAGCUGGUCUACCAGCUCAACAAAUACUACAACGAGCGAUGCCAGACGCGCAAGGCGGCCAUCGCCAAGACGAUCCGUGAGGUGUGUAAGGUCGUAUCGGACGUCCUGAAGGAGGUAGAGGUACAGGAGCCACGCUUCAUCAGCUCUCUGAGCGAGAUCGACGCACGCUACGAGGGCCUCGAGGUAAUCUCGCCUCAUGAGUUCGAGGUCGUGCUGUACCUCAACCAGAUGGGCGUCUUUAAUUUUGUGGACGAUGGCUCGUUGCCGGGCUGCGCUGUCCUGAAGCUGAGUGACGGCCGUAAGCGCAGCAUGUCGCUCUGGGUCGAGUUCAUAACCGCCUCGGGGUAUCUGUCCGCGCGAAAGAUUCGAUCGAGAUUCCAAACUCUGGUGGCGCAGGCGGUGGACAAGUGCAGCUACCGCGACUCGGUCAAGAUGGUGGCCGACACGAGCGAGGUGAAGCUGCGGAUUCGAGAGCGCUACGUGGUGCAGAUCACUCCGGCCUUUAAGUGCACCGGGAUCUGGCCACGCAGUGCCGCUCAGUGGCCUCCACCGCACAUCCCGUGGCCCGGACCGAACCGGGUCGCCGAGGUCAAAGCCGAAGGAUUUAAUCUGCUCUCCAAAGAAUGCUACACGUUAGCGGGGAAGCAAAGCUCGGCCGAGAGCGACGCCUGGGUCCUGCAGUUCGCAGAGGCAGAGAACCGGCUGCUGAUGUCCGGCUGCAGGAAGAAGUGCCUGUCGAUUUUAAAAACGCUCCGCGACAGGCACUUGGAGCUGCCGGGCCAGCCGCUCAAUGGCUACCACAUGAAGACGCUGCUGCUGUACGAGUGCGAGAAGCACCCGCGCGAGAGCGACUGGGAUGAGGCGAGCCUCGGCGACCGCAUCAACGGCGUCCUGCUGCAGCUCGUCUCCUGUCUGCAGUGCCGCCGGUGUCCUCACUACUUCCUCCCCAACCUCGAUUUAUUUCAGGGCAAAGCGACGUCAGCCCUCGAGGCGGCCGCCAAGCAGACCUGGAGACUCGCGAGGGAGAUCCUGACCAACGCUAAGAGCCUGGACAAACUCUGAGCUCUAAAAAAUAAAUGAACUCAAUUAACUCGAAACAAAAGACUCUGAGAACGGCGAGACACACACACACACACACACACACACACACACACACACAAAAAGAAGAGCUCUGCAACCACGCCUGGACAAACUCAACCAACAAACAAGACUUGGAGAAAUUCAGAGCGGUGACAAGAACCAGGACCGACCCGAAUAAACAAAAAACACGCAGAGUCACCAAACUCGAACAAUUUACAAAGAUACAAACGGGGGGGGAAAAAAAAAAGAGAGAGAGAGACUCAUGAGCAACUCUGAGAGCCUGAACAAACUCUGGAUGAAAAAGAAAAAACAAGGAGAAAUCUGCACCAAGCUGGAGAAACCUUAAAGUGUACAAAAAAAAAACACACAAAAAAAACAACACAGAGGUGGAGACGAAGCGAAGCGUCCUACAGCAACGGGAACGAGACGAGACGAGGAAAAACUAAACCCGAGGAGACUUUCCUAUCUAAUAACGAGGCAUGUUUUACAGUUUCACAAAGACUUUACUUUCCCCACGACCGGGACAUCUUCCAGCAGCGAGAAGAAAUCAAUCACAAACGUACAUUUCACCGUCGUGUCACGAUCUUACUCUUCAUCCUCGGAUAAAACUGUAAAAUAAUAAUAAUAAUGAUGAUGAUAAUAAUAAUAAUAAUGAUUAAAAAAAAACCCAACAACGGUGAAGAUCUGUAAAGAGAACCUCCUCCAUGGACACGGAACACUCCGGACUUUUACGAUCACUGAAAGUGGACUUAACUUGUGGAGUCGAGCGGAGACAAACGCUUCAGCCCAGACAUUUUGAGAGGAGAAAAAUAAAUAAAUAAACGUGAAGGUACAUUUUUUUUUAAAAACGUCAUAACGUCUGCUUAAAUCUUUUUUCUUUCUUUUUUUUUUACCCCCUUCCCACAAAGUAAUAUUGUUUUUAUUUAAUUUACCAUGCACAAUAUCUUUCAUUGCGUUAAUGUUUAAAAAAAAAAAAAGAGGAAAAAAAAAAUGUAGCGU